AUGCUAUCUCGUUUAUUAAAAGCAAAAAUCCAUCGUUGUGUUGUUACACAAGCAGAAUUACAUUAUGAAGGUUCUUGUGCAAUCGACGGUAUUCUUUUGGAUUUAGCUGGUAUCCGUGAAUAUGAAGAAAUUCAUAUGUGGAACGUGACUAAUGGUAAGCGCUUUACAACCUAUGCGAUUCGUGGCGAAGAAGGUUCAGGCAUCAUUUCAGUCAAUGGUGGCGCUGCACUUCAAGCUGAUGUUGGUGAUUUAAUGAUUAUUGCCACAUUUGGUGAUUUUACCAAUGCUGAAGCAGAUGCGCAUAAACCACGUCUUGUAUAUGCAAAUCCAGACAAUACACAAACUGUAUCCCUGUUCAAGUUGCAUAAUUGCACACAGAUGAUUCAAGACCCGCAAUGUUGC
Molecule: messenger RNA, 402 nt
Organism: Oppiella nova
Lineage: Eukaryota; Metazoa; Arthropoda; Arachnida; Sarcoptiformes; Oppiidae
Source: the annotation of a GenBank genome assembly